Molecule: messenger RNA, 318 nt
Organism: Cylicostephanus goldi
Lineage: Eukaryota; Metazoa; Nematoda; Chromadorea; Rhabditida; Strongylidae
Source: the annotation of a GenBank genome assembly
GAGAAAAAUCUUGAGCUGGUCCAACUGUUGAUUGAGCGCGAUGGACUCCAUAUGGAGCAUGACUCGCUGCUUGUAGAUAUCGACGAUUUCACUGAGCAUGAAGCUGAGUGUGCUGCUCUGGAUUUUCCACAUCUUCUCGGCAUGAUGGACGGACGCAUAGCAGCAGCUACGAGAAGCUCACCUUGUACGACUCGUCCACCUGGUGACGUCUCGUCCAUCGGUGCUCCCACACCAGCUCCGACCCCAACGAGCCCAACCAAAGCGUUUGUUGCCCAACUACCGAAGUCUCUCUCACGAUUCGUGCUCUUCCGACGUUGA